CACUGUCAAAAGUUUUUGAGGUUAUGUUUGUUUACUUACAUUCUGCAAAGAUUUACGUAUUUAUAUAUUACAAUAUAAUAUGAUUUUGCUAAUAGUUAAGAAAAAAUGUAUGUUUUAUUAAGAACAACGAGAUCUUCGAGACUUCGUGUUAUAAACAAAAUCCUAAACAUCAAGAACUGCGAAUGUACACGAAACAUUCAUAAUGUGGGAUUGAAUGAUAUUCCUAAAAUAACAUCUACCGAUAUGCGUAAACUAUUAAGGCAAAAAGGUUUUGCUGUACAAGAUGGAUUCACUUCAUUGUCAACGAAAUGCUCAAUUUGUUCUAAUGAGGAAAAAAAAGAUAAUAAGAUUUAUAUUAACAAAACAACAGGUUAUUUUCUGUGCCCAAAAUGUAAUAUUCAUGGCGAUUGGAACCUUCUCGAGAGACUACUCAAGAAAACCAAAAUGGACACAUGUUUAAAAGAGUUCAUUGACAAUUGCCAAAACAAAUCCAAACAGUUUGAAACCGAUUGGGUAAAUAUUACAAAAAACACAGUACCAAUAUCUGAAUUAAAUGAUGGGGAGCUGUUAGAUCUUUUUAGAUUAUUUGAAUAUCCUUAUCAUCAUGAAAUCAACAAAACUUUGUCAGAUGUAAGAGUUUCUUCAGACCACACAAUAUUAUACUUUCCGCUCAAAAAUUCAUUAGAUAAUAUAGUGGGAUACCGUAAAGUCCAAGCUGGCAAGGAAGAUGAAGCUGAAAACCAUGGACUCCAUACAGCAGGCUUAUUCUCCUGUAGAGUGCCUAAGGUGAACCGCAGUGAUCAAGCUAUACUAGUGCCAAAUAUUCAAGAUAUUCUUCAUUUGGCUGCCCAUAAAAUACCAGGAACUCUUGUAUGGUUGAGUAAUUGCAGCUUACCACCGAUUGUAUUACCUGCACUGGAGAAUUACCAAAAGCUAUGCCUCUGGGGAGAUUGGGAUAACAUGCGAUCCGUUGCUGAAAAACUAAGCGAGGACCGUUGUCGAUUUGUCAGACCUACCGAUGGCCUGGUAACCGCAUCGGAAGCUGCUCAUGCACAAUUGUCUUUGAAAACGCUUGUGUCAGAGGCGAAACCUGCUGCACAUCGAUCCAUCACAACAUUUGCAGCCCUCCGAGAUGAUGUAUAUGCUGAGCUCACUAAUAUUGACAAGGUCCGUGGAACAAAAUGGCGGCGUUUUCCCGCGCUUACUCGUCUACUGGGCGGACACAGGCGUGGUGAACUGACCGUCCUCACUGGUCCCACCGGCUGUGGUAAGACAACACUGUGCGCAGAAAUGUCGUUAGACCUGGCACAACAAGGGGUGAACACACUUUGGGGAAGCUUCGAGAUACGAAACUCUCGAUUAGCACGGACAAUGCUCCAGCAGUUCGCGGGCGUCUCUCUGGAAGAGAACCUUCAAGAGUUCCAUAAAUAUGCAGACGAGUUCCAGAAGUUGCCAAUCUUUUACCUCGCGUUUCACGGACAGCAAACUAUUAAAGUCGUGAUGGAAGCUGUAGAGCACGCGCGAUAUAUGCAUGACAUAUCUCAUGUAGUAGUUGACAACGUACAGUUCAUGUUGGGUUUGGCUGACGAACGCGACGGUGACCGUUACCUCAGGCAGGAUGCCGUCAUAGCGGCAUUCCGAACCUUUGCCACGGCGAGGCAUUGCCACGUCACACUUGUCAUGCAUCCUAGAAAGGAGCGGGACUCUGAAGACUUAUCCACAAGUUCAAUCUUCGGUAGUGCUAAAGCCUCUCAAGAAGCAGACAACGUUCUUAUCGUACAGGACAAGAGAUUGACAGCAGUUCGCGGCAAAAAAUAUUUACAAGUCGCUAAAAACCGGUAUAGCGGAGACCUUGGUAUAGUGCCUUUAGAUUUUGAUAAGGAAUCUCUUAGCUACCAGCCGAAGAAAAAAGGCAAGACGAAAACAGACGAGCCCGAUAAACUACUUGACCAAUGCUUUGAAGAAUUUUCUAUAGAGGAUCCUCAAUUUAGUAUAAAUAAAACGACGAAACGGGAUUGGAGUCAGAGAAAGACGAAUUCAACUAAGAAUAAAAAGGAAGUGGAAAGUUUUCUCAGUGAUAUCUUGAAUUCGAAUAGAACUAGAUAACGGUGAAUCAUAAAAGUGUAAUUUUAAUGUAUUUCUUUGUAUAUACGCGAAUGAAUAUAACUGUAUGAUUUGAGCAUGUAGUUGACUUAACCAGUUUAGUUAGAUACUCGUAAAAAUUAUUCUAACCAUUGAUUAAUUAUUUUAUCAGGUUGCUGUUCAACUUAGUAGUAUGGUAUUACACGAAAGGCAUAAAAAAAGUUAAUAUGAAUAACCACUAAAAGUUAAUCGUGAUAAAUAACUCCAAUUAGUUAACCACCGAUAAACGGUAUCAUUAACACAUUUAAAUACCUAACUUUUAUUUUAAUAAUCGAUUUUCUUAACUAUUCUAA
Messenger RNA from Diatraea saccharalis (sugarcane borer), 2435 nucleotides. NCBI's taxonomy places the organism in Eukaryota, Metazoa, Arthropoda, Insecta, Lepidoptera, Crambidae. The record is from the annotation of a GenBank genome assembly.